Molecule: messenger RNA, 1797 nt
Organism: Penicillium salamii
Lineage: Eukaryota; Fungi; Ascomycota; Eurotiomycetes; Eurotiales; Aspergillaceae
Source: the annotation of a GenBank genome assembly
AUGACUUCUGAAGAGGACAUUGCCUGGUUUCAAUCUACCUUCCGGCCUAUUCCUAAGCCAGAGCUCCCCGAUGAUGCGGUCGAAUACUCUAUCUACCAUAUUCCGCCUUCCCCCGCCCCCGCCGUUAUCGAUGAAGCUGCUGAGACUAGGGCGCGCUUGCUCGAGGUCCAACGCACUGCGGCGGAGUUAACCAAGGAUCUGCUCAAAGAUUACAUCUGGCAGCGCGAAGCCUUCAAAUUGGAAAUUACCAAGGAAGAUGGGAUCACUUCGUUGCAAGGUCGCACCAAUUAUGGUGACUCCAUUGAAGACGAAUGGGUCAUUGUGUAUUUCCUGCGCGAAUUGACCAAGCGUCAUAAAGAUAUCUGGGUGAAAGUCAUGGACAGUGAUGGCGAGUUCCUCCUCAUCGAAGCGGCCGGAACACUUCCUGCCUGGAUAGAGCCAGAUGUUGCAGACAACCGGGUCUGGAUCCACCAGGGAGACCUCCGAAUUAUCAAGCCGAAGCAAGAGACAAAAAGACAAUCCACUGAGAAGCUGUCCCUUCCAGAGGCUCGCAAAAUUCUCCGUGAUGACCCUAGUCGCCUACUGAAAUCAACAAUCAUUCAAGAAGAAGCUUUCUUCCGUCUACGCAAAUACCCCCAGCAGAUUAACGACAACCUUCACUCCGCAGUCAUCACAAUUCCCCGCAAGGCUGCAUUCCUCUUACAUCAAAAGCCAGGUUACAUCUCGCCUGCCGUGGAAGCGUUCUAUGUCCGCGACCCAAUUGCGCUGCGACCACUUAAAGCCAAGGAUUCAUCUGGUCUUACCUUCAAGCCUGAUGACCUAGUCACGGUUAGCGUCCGCUUUACACGAGUAGGAUAUGCCCAACUCAAAAGCCAGGAGUUCCCUGUCCCAAGCACAUGGACAGGCAAGAUGCCAUCGACCGAGGAUCAAUCGUAUGGCCGCGCAGAGGCAGGAAUGAAACUUGCUUGUGGAAUGGAGAUGCUGCUGGCUGAUCCUCAGAACCAAGAUAAACCCGUGGUCCGGGAAAUGAAGCUUCUCCUCGAAGAUGUGGAGACGGGAGAUGAACCCCUUCCCACCGAUAAGGAGAUCCAGGAAACAUGGGACAAGCGUGAAGAUGAUGAGAAGUGGCUGGAUAUUAGCUUUGAGGACUUGGAAACUGAGCUGAAAGGCAGAGCUCAAGGUAAACAAGCGGAGGCUGGCGACUUCGGUGACUCUGGAGCGCAGGAAAACCUCCAACGCAUUGUGGCCCGCUUCGAGGAGUUUUUGAAUGACAACUCAGCGGGCUUCGAUGGUGCUGAUUUCAUUGAUGACUUUGAAUCAGACUCUGAUGUUGAUGAGGAUGAGGAAGACGGGGAAGAAGUUGACAGUGAUGGAGAGGACAAAGAUGCCUCGUUCAACGAGGAAGAAUUCGCCAGAAUGAUGAAAGAAAUGAUGGGCAUGCCAUCUUCAUCAGACUCUAUCCGCAAACGAGUCCAAGAGCUAGACUCGGAUGGGGAAGAUGACACGGAGGAAAUCAAGGAGCUUACGCGGCGCAUGGAGGCCGAAUUGCAAGGAACAGGCAUCCUUGAUCUCAAGCAACGUCAGCAAAACCUGUCCUCUGACGAAGCAAGUGCAUCCAAGGGCAAAGCUGCCAGUACUUCGAAGCCAGACAACUUGGAUGAUGAGGAUGACAACAUCAACAUAAAUCUUGCCAAGAACUUAUUGGAGAGUCUUCAAAGCCAAGGUGGUGUCUCUGGUCCCGCGGGGAAUAUGUUGUCGAUGAUGAACAUGCGCAUGCCCAAGGAUGACCGCCCUUGA